CUCACUCAACCCCAACUAGUUUUGUCCCCCCUCCGAUCGCCAACAAGAAGAAAAAAGAAAAGGAAAAAAAGGCCAUAUAGACAAAAACCCUAAUUCUCCAUCCAUCCAUCCAUCCUUCAUCAUCACAUAAAAACAUCACACUCACAUACACACAAUUAUACAUACAAACUCACACACACAUAUAUAUUUCUAUUACCAACUAAAACUUUACAUUCAUAUGUUUUCCACUGCUGUUCUGCUUCUUCAUCAUCAUCCAUCCACUGUACGGCACUCCUCUGUUACACGUCACCAUCAUGUUCUUCACUUGCUCAGCUUCUUUUUGAGCUCAUAAGAUGACUGAUCGCAACGUGUUUGUGUUUGGAUCAUUUACGGAGGACGAGGUCAAAUCUCUGCAGAGUUGCCCAAAAGAAAAUGAUGUACAGUUUAUGUUUGGUUCUUUGGAUGCUGCAACUCUGAGAUCUGUGAGUAUCGUCAACAACAGACCAAGUGAGAAAGAAACCGCCAACAAGCACCAACCAUCAAAUCUGAUUAAGAAAAAGAACAUUGGUGAAAUUGUUCGUACUACAGCAAAAGCGUCACAAAAUCUUGUCUCAGCUGUACAUAAAAAUGGAGAUAUCCAUGAUCCAAGUUCUCUUUCCUUUAGCAAUGGUAUAAAAGUACCUAAACAAAAGGAUGCAGAACUACCUGUGUCAUUUGUACCUGAAAGUGCUGGUGACACAGAAGCUGUGGCUUCACCAUCAUCAAAUCAAGAACAGGUAAUCGGGUCAUUUGAAGCUCUGGAAAUAAAUGAUACCAAAAAGAAUAUUUUGGCUCCAUCAAAUGGGCUGCAUACAACUGCAACUGAGUUACUUCCUCGAGGUUUGAUCAACUCAGGAAAUCUGUGCUUUUUGAAUGCAACUCUUCAGGCACUACUGGCUUGUUCACCUUUUGUAAAUCUCUUGCAGAAGCUAAGAAUGCACAACAUACCUAAGGUUGGGUACCCAACUUUACAUGCUUUUGUUGAGUUUAUAUCUAGCUUUGACAUGCCAUCUAAUCUGCACUCAAAGAAAAAAGAUAAUAUUCUAUUGGAAAGCAGGGAAGCUUUGCGACCUGUCAUGUUUGAACCUGUUUUAAACAAAUUUUCCCCAGAUAUGCCAAACAGCUUCUCAGGGAGACCAAGGCAAGAAGAUGCUCAAGAGUUUCUAAGUUUUGUUAUGCAUCAAAUGCAUGAUGAAUUGCUAAAAUUUGAAGGAGCAAAUUCCAAUGUUAAUGGGGGCAAAGUUUCACUGGUUUCAUCGGUGAGUGAUGAAGAUGGUGAUGGUUGGGAGACAGUUGGUCCGAAAAACAAAACUGCAAUUACUAGAACACAAAGUUUUGUUCCAUCUAAGCUAAGCGAGAUUUUUGGGGGCCAACUGAGCAGUGUUGUGAAGGCAAGAGGGAACAAACCCUCCAAUACUAUACAACCAUUUCUUCUGCUCCACCUUAAUAUAUGUCCAGAUCCUGUCCACACAAUAGAGGAUGCACUUCAUCUUUUUUCUGCACCAGAGACCCUUGAAGGAUAUCGUGCAUCAUCUGCUGGAAAGGCUGAGUUGGUAAGUGCGAGUAAAUCUGUGAAGAUACUAGAGCUUCCGGAGAUCAUAAUAUUGCACUUGAUGCGGUUCAGCUAUGGUAGCCAAGGGAGCACCAAGAUCUUGAAACCUGUCUACUUUCCACUUGAGCUGAUUCUUCAUCGUGAACUGCUUUUUCAGCCGACAACAGAGGGUCGUAAGUAUGAGCUUGUAGCAACAAUAACUCAUCACGGGAGGGAGCCUUCAAAGGGUCAUUACACUGCUGAUGUCUUGCAUCCUAGCGGCAAGUGGCUACGGUAUGACGAUGCUUCAGUUGUCGGUAUUUCCACCAACAAAGUGCUUCAUGACCAAGCUUACGUUCUCUUUUACAAGCAGCAGUAGGUCUACGAGUAUUUACAGGUUUUAUCGUCUCAUUUUUCGUUCUACAAGUGUACCAUGUCCUAUUUCACCUUAGAAAGUUAAUGGUAGUCUGUCGAUUUUUAUUUGAUAUGGUAACUUAAAAUACCCGGGGCUUCUUUUUGGGAAAAUCAUUGUGUAAGUGUCUCAUAGGAACAAUUUAUCUGGAAAGGCAAAGAGUUUAGUGGUGUUAUGUGAUCUCCAUUUGUAGGGGUUAUAACUGGAUGAAUAACAUUAUUGUGUUAUUUUAUUUUAUGCCAGAAAUAUUUCUUCAAUUUUAUAGCUAA
Molecule: messenger RNA, 2230 nt
Organism: Erigeron canadensis
Lineage: Eukaryota; Viridiplantae; Streptophyta; Magnoliopsida; Asterales; Asteraceae
Product: ubiquitin carboxyl-terminal hydrolase 24
Exons: 7
Coding region: 333-1928 (531 amino acids)
Biological process (GO): protein deubiquitination
Cellular component (GO): cytosol; nucleus
Molecular function (GO): cysteine-type endopeptidase activity; cysteine-type deubiquitinase activity
Source: RefSeq, a predicted model, not a curated record